GACAAUUAAUGUUUACGGAUAUCAGCUUGAUCGUCUGGGAUCGAUUUAAACAGAUUUUUGAUCAAAUCAAGACCAAUAAUAAUUUUAGUUUAGAGGAGAUGUAUCCUUCAGUAGCUAUGGACAUUCGAUCAUUGGGAGAGAAUAUUAAAAAGAAGAUAGUACAAGGGUUGUACGAAAGAAAUAUUAAAAAGAAAAAUGGUUUUCUUAACGAAUGUAAGAUGGAACCUAUCAAGAGGAAGGAAGGGGCGGAGAUACUUCUUAGAGCAUACAGAGAGCACAAAACCAAUGCUGGAGCACAGGUGACCCACUCGGUUAAAAGACCAUUCACCGAGCUAGCAUUGGAACACUAG
Messenger RNA from Acaulospora colombiana, 350 nucleotides. The record is from the annotation of a GenBank genome assembly. Lineage: Eukaryota; Fungi; Glomeromycota; Glomeromycetes; Diversisporales; Acaulosporaceae.